AGAUGACAUUUCAAAGUGUUUAAAACAUACAUACAAGAAACAUGGCGCUUCAUAGUACAGGCGAUUGGUAUUCUCCUGCACCGUUUUGGCAAAAUGGACCAGCACCCGGUGAAUUUUACAAUUUUCCUGGAAAUUCUACACGAUCCGACGUUGGAGGAUUUCAAAGAUCUCAGGCUCCAAUAACAACUGGUACAUCUGUAAUUGGAAUUCAAUUCAAAGAUGGUAUUCUUAUAGCAGCAGAUGUUCUUGGAUCGUAUGGAUCAUUAGCUAGGUUCAGAAACCUUGAACGAGUAAUGAAAGUCAAUAAAAACAUCAUUCUUGGUGCAGGAGGAGAUUACGCUGAUUACCAAUUCCUCAAAAGUAAAAUUGAAAAAAAGAUCCUCGAGGAAACUUGUCUGGAUGAUGGUUUAUCUUUAAAACCAAAGGCUCUUUAUUGCUGGUUAACACGAUUGAUGUAUAACAAAAGAACAGAGUAUGAUCCACUUUGGAAUAAUUUCAUUAUUGGUGGCAUAGAAGGUGAUAAACUGUUUUUGGGUACUGUGGAUAAACUUGGCACAGCUUAUAGCGAUCCAGUAAUUGCAACUGGAUAUGGUGCAUAUAUGGCAACACCUAUUCUCAGAAAAGCUUACGAAGAAAAUAAAGAAAUGACUAAAGAGCAAGCAAUAGAGCUCAUAUACAAAGUAAUGCAGGUUCUAUUUUACAGAGAUGCGCGCUCUUUUCCAAAAUAUCAACUUGGUAUAAUUACAAAAGAGGGAGGCACUGAAAUACAAGGACCACUAACGCUAGACAGCUAUUGGGGACCUGCUAUCAUGUAAAGAUAAAUAUGAAUAAACUUUUUGUUAAUAAAAAUAUUUACGAUAUAAGUCUAAAAGAAGUACCAUUGUUUAACCUCUCAUAAAUAUAAUUUAUUAUGGACAACA
This is a messenger RNA of Colletes gigas, 920 nucleotides long. It is a transcript of the gene Prosbeta7, whose product is annotated as proteasome subunit beta type-4. The coding region runs from base 42 to 815 and encodes 257 amino acids. The transcript has 5 exons. Gene Ontology annotation, cellular component: proteasome core complex. The record is from RefSeq and is a predicted model, not a curated record. NCBI's taxonomy places the organism in Eukaryota, Metazoa, Arthropoda, Insecta, Hymenoptera, Colletidae.